CAUUUUUGCGGGAGCGCGAUCAUUACACAGUUGGAACGACUCAGAAUAGUGGUCAUCAGCUCUCGCAAACAAAAAGAAACCUCCGCAAGAUGGCCAAUUUUUACGUUCCAAUCGAGGCUGUGAGUGAGAAGCCUCCAUCGAGCGUACCACGCAUUUUGAGAAGGCGAUUGGCAUUGACUCAUACGUCCUACAAAUGGCUGGACAUCGGAAUCAACGCCGGACCUUUGUCCACGAUCGAUCUGACGAUCGGUGACAAUCGCGGCAACUGCAUCGUUCUGUCUCACGAAACUUGGAGAGCGCUGAUGGAUAGGCGCGCGGACGUCGAGCGACUCGUGCAGUCAACUCCGACAUCAUCGCCAUCGUUAUCGAUCUGUGACCUGACAGUGCGACUCGUGAAAAUACGCGACGACAACAUCGUUGUAAAAUUGGCAACGCGCGACGCUUUUAUUUACAUGAAGCCCGUGACCGUGCUGUUCACGCUCGAAUUCGAGUAUUGCGUCGAGAACAUAUACAUCGACUUGCGGCAAACUGUAAUUACCGUUGACAAUCGGUACAACGCAUUCGUAUCUUUCCUGC
Messenger RNA from Wasmannia auropunctata (little fire ant), 576 nucleotides. RefSeq lists its product as uncharacterized. The annotation marks the transcript as partial. The transcript is spliced from 2 exons. Lineage: Eukaryota; Metazoa; Arthropoda; Insecta; Hymenoptera; Formicidae. The record is from RefSeq and is a predicted model, not a curated record.